UCGUGUUGUUAUUGUUAUACGGAAGCUCCGUUUGGUCCAAACUUAAUAAUACGUAGAAGAGAAGCAAACACAUUCCAUUCUAGUCUUUAUAUUUUGAUUGAAAUCAUAACAGUUACCGAUCGAAACCUAUCCAUUUACUUGUUAAACUAGUGUAAGAUGAAUUUGUCAUUUGCUGGAUGCGGAUUCCUAGGCAUAUAUCACGCAGGGGUAGCUGUCUGCUUCAGGAAGUAUGCACCACAUCUUCUACUGAACAAGAUCUCUGGGGCAUCAGCUGGAGCCAUCGCAGCGUGCUGUCUUCUUUGCGAUUUACCAUUAGGUGAUUUGACCAGCGAUGUGCUUAGGGUGGCAACCGAAGCUAGGAGUAAGUCAUUGGGACCAUUUGCACCGUCGUUCAACAUACAAGAUAUCCUUUUUGAAGGAAUCUCUAAAGUCCUUCCAGAUGAUGCUCACUUGAUGGUGAAUGGCAAACUGCACAUCUCCUUGACUCGCGUUUACGAUGGCAAAAACGUCAUCGUGUCGCAUUUCGAUUCCAAGGAAGAUUUGAUGCAGGCUUUGCUGUGUUCUGCUUUCAUCCCCUUAUUUUCGGGGCUUCUUCCACCAAAGUUCCAUGGUGUUAGAUACAUGGAUGGAGGCUUCAGUGAUAAUCUUCCAACGCUAGACGAGAACACGAUCACCGUCAGUCCGUUCUGCGGUGAGAGCGAUAUUUGUCCCAGAGAUGACAGCAUGCAAUUAUUCCACAUUAACGUAGCGAACACUAGUAUUGAAUUGUCGAAGCACAACAUAUACAGAAUAGCGAGGAUCCUGUUCCCGCCGAAACCGGAAAUCCUGUCAAAUAUGUGCAAGCAAGGUUUCGACGAUGCUCUGCGCUUUUUGCACAGAAACAACCUAAUCAAUUGUACUCGCUGCUUGGCUGUGCAAUCGACCUUUGUCGUGUCUGAAAGUUUGGAUGAAAGCUUCGAGUACGAUCCGCAAUGUAACGAAUGCAAAAUUCACAGACAGGAAGCAUUGGUUUCUAAUUUACCGGAUACCGUCUUAACAAUCUUCCAAGAUGCAAUCGAUACCGCCAAUAAGGGUCUGGUGAAUUGGGUCUUUAAGCAUCGCGGCAUGAAACUCUUAUCAGUACUUAGUCUCCCUUACACUGUUCCCGCAGAUAUGGUUUACGCAACAUUCACCAACGUGGUAGGUGGUAAAUUAGAAUCGAGAUCGUUACAAUACAAAGUCAAAGGCCAUAUAACAGCACAUAAUAACCAGCCAUGUACCCAUUUAACUAAAAAGAGACUAAUGUCGUCCGCUCCAUUUCUGGGAAACAAUCUAUGGGAUAUGAGCAAAUUCUUCAUGGAUCAGUUCUCGUCCGUCUUAAACAAAGUAAACAGCAAACGUCAACAGCUCAGUGCCAAAAUCUCUUGCCAAUUGGCUAUUACGGAAUAUGGCGGAAAAUUGUUUUCAGACAAUUUCGACGUCGAAGCCUGUCAAGGUACAAACAAAAUGAACUUAAAUUUCACUUUCAACUUGGACGACGAAGACUUACCUUUGAGCAAAUCCUCUGGACGAAGAUUUACUACAAACAAAGUCUUAUCAAGGAAACCUAGUAUGACUGUGAAUAAGACGGAUGCCCCGGUGGACGACGACACGUUCGAUCAUAUUUUGCACGUAACUGCUCAGCACGAAGCGAUCAUGGCAUAUUACUACUUAGAUGAGAACAACAAAGUCAAAGUCACUGAGAUUUUUGAUGUUUCCGAGAGCGAAAAUCCCGCGUUCCAAACGAACUUGGAGAAAGAGCUGAACCGCCAAUUGGAAUUUGACGAUGAUUGGGACGAAUCGACUUGGUCAGCGGAUCAACCCGAGUUUUUGCGCAUAGAAGAUCGUUCACGGAGUAUGGCCGAACUUUCAGAGUAUUCGAUUGAGGAUAUUCUCGACAAAGACACUUCAAACCUGUUCUCUGACCCAGAAAGCGAAUGGGUGGGCACUUACAAGAUCGACGAGCCAGAUGAUUUCUUUUCGGAUGCGAGACCCGAAUCCGAUCAACCCGACCUAUCCAAACCAUAUGUUAUUCCAUCUAUGAGUUUUGAUACAGAAUAUAUGUAAAUAGUAAACAAAGAAGGUAAUAGUAUUAACGAUAUUAUACUUUAGCCGCUAGUCACAAAGAGGUAUAUCAAUUAUACAGAACUGAUGCACAAAAAAUAUAUCUAUAUAUGAAAC
Messenger RNA from Nicrophorus vespilloides, 2199 nucleotides. Its product is annotated as patatin-like phospholipase domain-containing protein 2. Bases 157 to 2085 code for a protein of 642 amino acids. The record is from RefSeq and is a predicted model, not a curated record. Gene Ontology annotation, biological process: triglyceride catabolic process; lipid homeostasis. Gene Ontology annotation, molecular function: triacylglycerol lipase activity. Gene Ontology annotation, cellular component: membrane; cytoplasm; lipid droplet. NCBI's taxonomy places the organism in Eukaryota, Metazoa, Arthropoda, Insecta, Coleoptera, Silphidae. The transcript is spliced from 10 exons.